Molecule: messenger RNA, 1631 nt
Organism: Glycine soja
Lineage: Eukaryota; Viridiplantae; Streptophyta; Magnoliopsida; Fabales; Fabaceae
Product: zinc finger protein CONSTANS-LIKE 16-like
Exons: 2
Coding region: 227-1480 (417 amino acids)
Biological process (GO): regulation of DNA-templated transcription
Cellular component (GO): nucleus
Molecular function (GO): protein binding; zinc ion binding
Source: RefSeq, a predicted model, not a curated record
CCAAUGAAAAAGCAGAUAAGGCCUUGUUCUCUUAUGGAUCCCCCAAACUUGAAUCCCUUUCACUGUCCUCCAAGGUCCCAAAAGUGCAUCUCUUCCUGUUAAAUGGGACUGCAAAAGCGCCUCUUGUGGGUCACGCUAGCUACACACUCCCUCUUUUUUCCAUCAAAAAUAAUCAUUCCCCUGUUACCAAAACCACACUGUAGCCUAACCCCUCCCUUUUGGUGUCAUGAGUUCGGCUACUAAGAACGCAGCAAACGCGGUUGGGGGAAAAACUGCAAGAGCAUGUGACGGCUGCAUAACGAAACGUGCACGUUGGUACUGUGCUGCCGAUGAUGCUUUUCUCUGCCAGGCUUGUGACUCUUCGGUUCACUUGGCGAAUCCUUUGGCUCGAAGACACGAACGAGUCCGCUUGAAAACCGCGUCGUACAAGUCCACCGAUGAACGACGACAACCUCCCACGUGGCACACCAAGAAACCUCGAACGCCCAGACAUGGGAAACAUUCUCGUAACAACAACCCUUUCCACUUGGUCCCUGAAGAGGGUUCCGAAGAGGCGAAUUCCCAUGAUGAGAAUGAGGAGCAGCUCGUUUAUAGGGUCCCCAUAGUCGACCCUUUUGUUGCUGAGCUAUGUGGGACUAAUAGUUCUCCUUCUUCUGUUACUUCAACUGAUCAAGGGGUAGUAGCUGCUGCUGCUGCUUCUGCUGAGGUUGAAUACAAAGGGAUUCAAAGCAAUGAUUUUUGUAGCAAUAGCAAUGAGAUCGAAAACUUGCAUGGGAUGCUUCCUUCGGAUGCAGAACUUGCUGAGUUUGCUGCUGAUGUUGAGAGCUUUUUGGGUAGGGGGCUUGAAAACAAGUGCGUGGGGAUGGAAGAAUUGGGACUCGUUGAUACCAAAGAAGAGGAGUGUUCGGUGGGUAGUGGGAAGGUGAAGGUGGAAGAGGAAGAGAGCCCUCUGAUGGAGAUGGAUAUGGGAAGAGAUGAUCAAUCAUUUGAGUUGAGCUUUGAUUAUGAGACGUGUGAAGAGGUAAAGGAGAUGAAGGUUAGUGAUUUGGAAUUGGGGAAUGAGUUAGGAGAGAUGAAAGAGAAUGAUGAUGAUGAGGUGAAAAGGAAGAAGGUAUCGUUGCAGCUUGAUUAUGAGGCGAUAAUCAUCGCCUGGGCUAGCCAAAAGUCUCCGUGGACCACUGCUGACAAACAAAACUUGGACCCUGAUGAGUGCUGGCACCAAUGCAUGGGAAGUUGCGGAACGGCAUUUCAUCACCCUUACGGUGAACUGGGUGGAUUUGGGAUUCAUUCAGUGAUAGUAGACGGGGGCAGAGAGGCAAGGGUGUCAAGAUACAGAGAGAAGCGCCGAACUAGGUUGUUCUCGAAGAAAAUAAGGUACGAGGUUAGGAAAUUGAAUGCAGAGAAGAGACCCAGAAUGAAGGGGAGGUUUGUUAAGAGGGCUUCCUUUGCACCACCAACAUUUCCUUUGCUAAAUAAAUAAGACCUAGCAUUUGCUGUUCUACCACUAAUGUUUUGUUAGUAUUUAGUAUUUGCGACGUCAUAUGGCUUUUCAUUUCAUUUUCUUAUUUCUUUGUAUAUAACAAUUUUUUAAGCUAAUAAAUCGUCCAAAUUUAUAAUCAUGUGGUCUUUAA